Messenger RNA from Hyposmocoma kahamanoa, 2115 nucleotides. RefSeq names its product vacuolar protein sorting-associated protein 8 homolog (gene Vps8). Lineage: Eukaryota; Metazoa; Arthropoda; Insecta; Lepidoptera; Cosmopterigidae. Gene Ontology annotation, cellular component: HOPS complex; late endosome. The annotation marks the transcript as partial. Gene Ontology annotation, molecular function: protein binding. Gene Ontology annotation, biological process: endosomal vesicle fusion; protein targeting to vacuole. The transcript is spliced from 7 exons. The record is from RefSeq and is a predicted model, not a curated record.
UUGGAUGAAGUUGAGUAUGCCCUACCAGCAAGUGAAGCACCAACGUUAGCCGAGGUCCUGUCUGCAGAAGAUGAUGAACUUGACUGUAGAAAACUGCAAAAACAUGAUGAAGACCCCAGCACUUGUUCUGCACUGCAAGUGGACUUCUUACAGGCUGUGUCACAACAACUUAUACAGGCACAUGAACGUUCAUCAGCUGGUACUGCUACAACUGUCAGUGCUGGCAAAGAUGGAAAAUUAACAGUUGGCACAGCACAUGGACACCUGUUAUCAUUCCAUGAUCAAACUUUGAGAUGGGUUUGUGAUUCAAACACUGAUUGUGGUGCAGUAUCCUGUUUAGCUUACAAUCAAGACAGUACACGUCUUCUUGCUGGUUAUGCAAGAGGUCUAAUAUGUCAAUAUGAAAGUAUAAGAGGUAUAGUUCUUAGACGUGUUACCUUAGGAUGCAACAUAUGGGGUACAUUGAGAGUAACAUGGGCAGGUACAUCAGGAUUGGCCCUUGAUACUGGAGGAUCAGUGUGGUUAAUAAAAUUUUCGCGACCACUUGGAGUGCGUUCUGCACGAACGUCAUGUUUAUUUUCCGGUGCCAGAGGAGAAGUCGUCGCCAUGACUGCUCGAGAUGCACGAAUUUUAGCAUUAGCAACAUUAUCACGCGUGAUAAUUGUAGCCGGUGGGCGCGCUGCUGGCGUUCGCCUUGGUGGACCCCCUGAUACACUACCAGUUUUAGAAUGGAGUGAAAAUGAUGACAGAAUAUUGGUGUGUGCCCGUAAUAAAUCCCUGCAAUGGUUGUCGGUGAAUAUUACUGGCUCGGCAAUAUCUUUGCGUCCACUGCAGAGGAUGGAACUGAAGUCGACACCAUUAUGGCUUGGUUGGCUCAGCGGGACACUGGCCAUUUUUGAUGUAAAUGAAACCAUACGACUCUGGGGAGAUGAUUAUGAUAAACCCCUGGAUCUGUCUCAUGUGGAACCAGUAUAUGCAUCUGCUUUCUUCAAGGGUCAUUGGACAGACGGACGUGUUUCACGAGCAAUGGGCGUAGCGGGAACGAGCGCUCUAGGGGGAGCGUGUGUAGCAGACGGGGCACUAUCAUUGUUGGGUCGUAAAGGGGUAGUGCGAGUGAAACCGCGCGAUCUCUUGGCCAGAGCUAAAGCAUUUUGUGUCUCAGGACGCUACUCACAAGCACUACGUCUCCUUUGCUCUACAAAAGGCCCUGAAGCAAAGAAUCUUGCAAUUCAAUUUAUUAUUAACCUCUCUGAAAGACCACACAUUUUAAACGAUAAAGAAGUAGCAGACCAAGCUGUUAAGCUGUGUUUAAAAUAUAAUUUAAGUGACGAAUUGUGGAAUUUUUUAUGGGAGAACUGUUCAGAGCAAAGAGCGUUUGUGGAGGCGUUAGGAGAUGCGGCAGUGCGUGGUGACUUGUCAACUUUACCCCCUUCGCCUGAUUCAUCGCAGGCUCUCAUCGAAAAAUUAGCGGAAUUCGAACCCGGACUCGUAGAACGUGUGGUGGCUUCGUUACCGCUGACGUCACUCGACCCGCAUCGCGCAAGUGUGUUUACUAGGGAGAAGCGGCUCUGGCGCGGUGUAGGUGCUAUCGCAGCCGCCCUGGAAAUGGAAGAAAGGCUACGUACGAUCAUACGCUCCGAAUUUCAGGUGACAUUGCAAACAAUGAUGGAGAAACUUAUCGGCAAGGAAUUGCAACCUAUAAAUCAAAUUCUCAAGGAAUUUAGAGAGUCAGUGGAUUUUUUCAACAGCAGGUACGAGGAACUUAGGUCAACCGUGGAGGAGCGAAACGCCUCAAUACAGAAACUGGAAGUAGACAAUAUGGAGUUGCAGUCCACAUAUACGCCACAAGAAUAUGCAAACAUGCAUAUUAUUUAUGGGGAAUGCGGUACCAGCUCAAGAGCAGCUGAAGCUCUUUACAGAGAAAGAUACCCUAACGCACGUCACCCAUCUAAUGCCGUAUUUAUAAGAGUCCACCAAUGUUACUCAAACCCAAAGGAAGAAUGCCUGGUAGUGGUGUUGGUGGCAUUAGCGCUGGAAGAGCACCUCGUGAUGAAUAUGAAGAGAUGGUUCUUGAAGAAAUUCGGCAAGAUCCUUCCACGUCGACGAGAGCAAUAG